This is a messenger RNA of Vigna umbellata (rice bean), 1196 nucleotides long. Its product is annotated as chaperone protein dnaJ 6-like. Lineage: Eukaryota; Viridiplantae; Streptophyta; Magnoliopsida; Fabales; Fabaceae. The record is from RefSeq and is a predicted model, not a curated record.
AAUUUCAGUUUAACAUAAACUGCAAGUUUUGAUAAACCCGCUAAAGGAGGAUUGGAAUAACCACUUUGUUUGUACAUAAAGAAAAUGGUGCAGAAGAAAAAAGCUAGGGUUUCUGACGACGAGGAAAUGAAAGGGCAGGGAGAUGAAACCAGCCUCUACCAGGUUAUUGGCGUGGAGAGAACUGCUUCUCAGCAGGAAAUAAAGAAGGCUUACUACAAGUUGGCGUUGAGGCUUCAUCCUGAUAAGAACCCUGGUGAUGAGGAAGCUAAAGAGAAAUUCCAACAACUGCAAAAGGUGAUAUCGAUUCUUGGGGAUGAAGAGAAGAGGACACUAUAUGAUCAGACCGGAUGUGUUGACGAUGAUGACCUUGCUGGAGAUGUUGUUCAAAAUCUUCAAGAGUUCUUCAGAACAAUGUACAAGAAGGUCACGGAAGCUGAUAUUGAGGAGUUCGAAACAAACUACAAGGGAUCUGACUCUGAAAAAAAUGAUUUGAUGGAUUUGUACAAGAAGUGCAAGGGUAACAUGAAUAGGCUUUUUUGUUCAAUGCUUUGUUCAGAUCCUAAAUUUGAUUCACACCGAUUCAAGGAUAUUCUAGAUGAGGCUAUAGCUGCUGGAGAAUUAAAGGCAACAAAAGCCUACCAGAAAUGGGCUAAGGAAGUAUCUGAAACCAAACCGCCUCCAAAUCCUUUGAGGAGGGAAAAGUCUAAUAAGCAGUCAGAAACAGAUCUGUAUGCAAUGAUAGCACAACGCCGAAAUGAGAGGAAAGGCCAGUUUGAUUCAAUGUUCUCAUCUCUAGUUUCAAAAUAUGGUGGAGGUGAUAUGCCGGAACCCUCUGAAGAGGAGUUUGAAGCUACACGGCGAAAGCUAGAGACUGGUAGAUCCUCCAAAAAGUCAAAACAAUCCAAGCGAAAUUAAAAAUAAUAUAAGUAGGUGUAUACUGUAUAGUAAAUUUGUUUGUGACAUGACGUUGCCUCCUGUCUUUUAGUUUUCAAGCGUUGGUGUAUUUAGCAGACCUAAAGGGGUGUUGUUUUCAAUUUGUAAGUUGAUGUUAUUUGUUUAUUUUCAAAACUGAGAUGGGACCAUUUUAUUACUUUGCUGCUACGGCAAGUGAUUGGUAUCCUACCAGUUCUUCAUAGGUGUGUUUGCUGUUUAUCUAGUACCAAGGUUGAUAUACUUAAAAUUGAGUUUCCACUAAA